Messenger RNA from Odobenus rosmarus divergens (Pacific walrus), 2072 nucleotides. It is a transcript of the gene NUP85, whose product is annotated as nucleoporin 85kDa. Gene Ontology annotation, biological process: protein import into nucleus; positive regulation of DNA-templated transcription; mRNA export from nucleus. Gene Ontology annotation, cellular component: nuclear pore outer ring. The record is from RefSeq and is a predicted model, not a curated record. Gene Ontology annotation, molecular function: structural constituent of nuclear pore. The transcript has 18 exons. Lineage: Eukaryota; Metazoa; Chordata; Mammalia; Carnivora; Odobenidae.
AUGGAGGAACUCGACGGCGAGCCGACCGUCACUUUGAUUCCGGGAGUGAAUUCAAAGAAGAAGCAAAUGUGUUUUGACUGGGGUCCAGGGGAGAUGCUGGUGUGUGAAACCUCCUUCAACAAAAAAGAAAAAUCAGAGACCGAGCCAGGCUGCCCCUUUAUCUAUAUCAUCCGAAAGGAUAUAGAUGUUUACUCUCAGAUCUUGAGAAAACUCUUCAAUGAAUCCCAUGGAAUCUUUGUGGGCCUCCAGAGAAUUGAAGAAGAGUUGACUGGAAAAUCCAGAAAAGCUCAGUAAGUAGGCUCCUGAUAGGUGCUGAAGUCCACAAGUAAAUUGUGAAAACCAAAUGAAAUGCAUUGUUUUGCUGCUAAAGAUCCAGUCAGUGGUCGCCAGUUCAGCAGCCAGGUCUCCAUUUUGUCAGCAAUGGAGCUCAUUUGGAACCUUUGUGAGAUUCUUUUUAUUGAAGUAGCCCCAGCUGGCCCUCUCCUUCUUCACCUCCUUGACUGGGUCCGACUGCAUGUGUGUGAAGUGGACAGUUUGUUGGCAGAUGUCCUGGGCAGUGAGAAUCCAAGCAAACAUGAGAGCUUCUGGAAGUUGGUGACCAUCUUGGUACUACAGGGCCGGCUAGACGAGGCUCGGCAGAUGCUCUCCAAGGAAGCCGACGCCAGCCCCUCCUCUGCAGGCAUGUGCCGAAUCCUAGGGGACCUGAUGAGGACAAUGCCCGUUCUCAGUCCUGGUAACACCCAGACGCUGACAGAGCUGGAGCUCAAGUGGCAGCACUGGCAUGAGGAAUGUGAGCGUCACCUCCAGGACAGCACGUUUGCUGCCAGUCCUCACCUGGAGUCUCUCUGCAAGAUCAUGCUGGGGGAUGAAGCUGCCUUGUUGGAGCAGAAGGAGCUUCUGAAUAACUGGUAUCAUUUCCUAGUGACCCGGCUCCUGUACUCUCAUCCCACAGUAAAACCCAUUGACCUGCAUCUCUAUGCCCAGUCCAGCCUUGACCUGUUUUUGGGAGGUGAGAGCAGCCCGGAACCCUUGGACAACAUCUUGUUGGCAGCCUUUGAGUUUGACAUCCACCAAGUGAUCAAGGAGUGCAGCAUUGCUCUAAGCAACUGGUGGUUUGUGGCCCAUCUGACAGACCUGCUGGAUCACUGCAAGCUCCUCCAGUCGCACAACCUCUACUUCGGAUCUAACAUGAGAGAGUUCCUCCUGUUGGAAUAUGCCUCGGGACUGUUUGCUCAUCACAGCCUGUGGCAGCUGGGAGUGGAUUACUUUGACUACUGCCCUGAGCUGGGCCGAGUUUCUUUGGAGCUGCACAUUGAGCGGAUCCCCCUGAGCACUGAGCAGAAAGCCCUUAAGGUGCUUCGGAUUUGUGAGCAGCGGCAGAUGACUGAGCAAGUUCGCAGCAUUUGUAAGAUCUUAGCUAUGAAAGCUGUCCGCAACAAUCGCCUGGGCUCUGCGCUGUCUUGGAGCAUCCGAGCCAAAGAUGCUGCUUUUGCCACGCUGGUGUCAGACAGGUUCCUCAAGGAUUAUUGUGAGCGAGGCUCCUUUUCUGAUCUGGAUCUCAUUGACAACCUGGGGCCAGCCAUGAUGCUCAGUGAUCGACUGACCUUCUUGGGAAAAUACCGCGAGUUCCACCGAUUUUACGGGGAGAAGCGUCUUACUGAUGCAGCUUCUCUUCUCCUGUCACUGAUGACUUCCCAGAUUGCCCCACGGUCCUUCUGGGUAAUACUACUAAUAGACGCCCUGCCCCUUUUGGAAGAGAAAGAGGUGGUUUUUUCAGCAGAGCAAACAUAUGAGCUGAUGAGAUGUCUAGAGGACUUCGCCUCAAGAAGGCCAGUGUGGAGAGAGCCUGGUGUUCAGCGACUCCAGGAGGAUGUCGAGAACACCAAGUUGGAAAUGCUGAGACUUGCUCUUGCACGAAAUCUUGGCCGGGCCAUUAUUAAAGAAGGCUCAUUGGAAGGCUCCUGAGACCAGCUGAGAGCUGCUUCAACGUGGCACCUUUGUAUGGCAAUGUAUAUACAUUUCUGAAAGAAUAAAUUUUUCCCCCCUUAAUAGAAGGCAAGUUCCUAGAGUCC